AUGUCACCUCGCGCUGAUAUCAACAAUGAAAACCUCGCAAGUUUGGGCGUCUUUCUGGGUGUAGAGAUGACCGCUAGCCCGAGGUUAUCUGUGGAGGAUCAUUUCCAGCGUCGUGGUGAGAGAUCAGAUUCUGGAUGGCCAUUGGGAAAUUGGUCAAUGGCGUCCAAAGAACUCCCACAGAUUCCACCGCAGGAUGAGCCGCCUUCGUAUGACGAGUUCUUGUCUACCAGUUUACGCCGCAAAUUCAACAUCCAGCCAAGAGAGGAUGAAGGCCAAGAAAUCUUACCGCCAUAUUCAUGUGCUCUUUGUCUAGAAAAUGUGUUCCUGAGGAAGACUGAAUUACACGGUGCGAUUCAUAGAGCUCACGAUAGAAAUUGGUAUCGAGAGGUCGUCAGCUUGCAAGGAACUGCUUUGACAUUUUCCAAAUACAAAGGCGGGAACGUAUUCAAGGAUGGAAAGAAUGACAUUCCUGUUGGAAACAAGAAAGGCGGUCUCUUGAGGAGCUACAACUUACAGCACGCCGAGGUUGGCGUUGCUGCCGAUUACCUCAAGAAGCGAUUCGUUAUUCGUAUCCGUGCCGAAGCAGAUCAGUUCUUAAUCGCCUGCAACACCAUAGAGACAUUCGUCCUAUGGCUUCAAUCUCUGUUUGCAGCAAUCGACCUUGCCGCCCCACUUGAUGAUCGAGAUCUUCCUCGAGAUCUUUCCAUUCCACGUCCUCGUCGUCGUCGAGCAGAUCGAGCAGCGGAUCGUACUGUCAAUGAACUUCGUGAGCAGCAAGAACUUAUCGCCAGAGACUAUCCAAACUUAGCUACAGCAUCGACGAGUAGCAGCAGUCUGGUAAGUGAUUUGGAUGACACAGAGAGUGUCGAUGUUCAAUUGGUCACUCCUGCUUUACUUAAUAUUCGACCACCUUCUCCGGCCCCAUCCGAGCCAAGGGUUCGACCGAGUCUCCUUAGUGUUGCGUCAAGAUCAAGAUUAUUUCAACAACACGGACCAGCGGUACCAUACAAUUCCACAUCCAACUCCAGGGCCAACUCCAGAUCGAACUCGGGCAAUAGCUCAUUCUCAAGGUCGGCCAAUCCAUCCCUUACUGAAUCUGGAAAAUGGAGACCUCAACAUCAAUGGACGCCGUUUUACGAUAUGUUGUACGCCAAGAGAUGCAUGGCCAUCCUGACAAGUCGAAGCCCGAGGAAGAGUAAUCUUGUAAUUAUUAAAGGGAAACGGUGGGUUGUCGAUUGGAGUACUGGGCGACUCAAAGCGUGGAGACCAGGCAUGGAAGAUGGACUUCCGGAUUAUGAUGAGAACGAUUGGACUGAAGAGGAAUGGAUGAUUGGGCAACUUGGAGAAUUGAUACCCAUAUGA
This is a messenger RNA of Glarea lozoyensis ATCC 20868, 1362 nucleotides long. RefSeq names its product PH. The record is from RefSeq and is a predicted model, not a curated record. NCBI's taxonomy places the organism in Eukaryota, Fungi, Ascomycota, Leotiomycetes, Helotiales, Helotiaceae. Bases 1 to 1362 code for a protein of 453 amino acids. The transcript has 2 exons.